AUAUAAACUCUACAUUUGGCUAAAAUAUCAGAAAUUGAAAUAUAUUGUGCUCAAAAUUAAUGUAAAUAUCCAACAAGCAAUUGCCCUAAGACGAAGAAAAUAUCGCAGAAUUUCCCCCAACCUCGCCACCCAAGAAAAAGGCCAGAGUAGAGUGCUUUAUUUCUGAUUUCGUCCUCCGUCAUCCGGUGGUUGCAAAGAUGUCGUAUCGUGGCAUGCUGAGUGGAACGCAUGCUUCGUCCGAGUUACGCGAAUCAGAGUCCUAUGAUGAUGCAAUGGUAAUGGGCCCUGCACCACCGUUGCCACAUCGGCCAAAAGUGAAUACCGAUCAGUCGGCAUCUGUUGCUGCAUCAGCAGCAGUUAGUGCCACUCAAACUGAAUUGCCCCACAAAGGUUUAUCGAAAACAUCGAUGGGUCAUCGUUUGGGAAAAUCGAGUGCAAAUUAUGGCUGUGAUCUGACCGACUCUCCGGAUCAUGAGAAAACCGAAGGUGAUCCCAAUGAGCUGACCAAUGAAAUUUCAGCUCCAUAUGAAGUUCCACAGUUUCCCAUUGAGCAGAUUGAAAAGAAGUUACAGAUUCAACGGCAGCUAAAUGAAAAGCAAACAACAAGCAGCCGAUCCGGCCAUGUGGCUGCAACAUCGACAGCAUCUAACACACGUGUUGUCCAACAACCAAACCUGUCGAGCAGUGACGAGCAAUACACUACAGAUGCCAAGGCCGAGGCCCCGAAAACCGAUGCGGAUAUCAAUUUUCAACGUGUCUCCAUAUCGGGUGAGGAUACCAGCGGUGUGCCCUUGGAGGAUCUGGAACGUGCCUCUACCUUGUUAAUUGAGGCGUUGCGUUUGCGAAGCCGUUAUAUGGCCAUGUCGGAUCAAUCGUUUCCAUCAACCACAGCGCGUUUUCUAAAGACGGUGCGUCUCAAGGAUCGUUAUGACAAUGUGCCGGCUAAAACGGUUUCAGACAUUAUUCGCAAUAUGAGUGUGACAGGCCUAAUAGGUGUAGAUAUCCAUAAUAAAGGACUACAAAGCAAUGCCUCGUCCACAUCGUCUGGAUCGAGUCAAUGGGAUGUUGAAUUUCCGCCAGAUGAGACUUAUGUAAUCAAACCCUUGAAUGGUGUAUUUCAUAUUUACACUGAUGAGGAGCAAACAAGCGAAUUGAAAUUCGACUAUCCGGAUAUGAGUCAAUUUGUCAACGAUAUGCAAGUCAUGUGCAAUAUGAUUGCCGAUGGACCGCUAAAAUCCUUCUGUUAUCGUCGCCUUUGUUAUUUAUCAUCGAAAUAUCAAAUGCAUGUUCUGCUCAAUGAACUGCGUGAACUUGCUGCUCAAAAGGCUGUGCCCCAUCGUGACUUUUACAAUACAAGGAAGGUCGAUACUCACAUUCAUGCCGCCUCCUGUAUGAAUCAGAAGCAUUUAUUGCGCUUCAUCAAAAAGACAUUGAAGAAUAAUGCCGAUGAGGUGGUCACCCAUACGAAUGGCCAACCGAUGACAUUGUCCCAAGUGUUCCAAUCGAUGAAUCUAACCACAUAUGAUCUUACAGUUGAUAUGCUCGAUGUGCAUGCCGAUCGUAAUACAUUUCAUAGAUUUGAUAAAUUCAAUUCCAAAUAUAAUCCCAUUGGUGAAUCACGUUUACGUGAGGUAUUCCUGAAGACGGAUAACUAUUUGAAUGGCAAAUAUUUUGCACAAAUCAUAAAGGAAGUGGCUUUCGAUUUGGAGGAAUCGAAAUAUCAAAAUGCCGAACUGCGUCUUUCGAUCUAUGGCAAAUCGGCUGAUGAAUGGAACAAAUUGGCCAAAUGGGCUAUCGAUAAUGAUGUCUAUAGCUCGAAUAUACGUUGGCUUAUUCAAAUACCACGUCUCUUUGAUAUAUUCAAAUCGAACAAAAUGAUGAAAUCAUUUCAAGAGAUAUUGAACAAUAUCUUUUUGCCGCUCUUCCAGGCCACAAAUCGGCCAAGCGAGCAUCCAAAUUUGCAUCGCUUCUUGCAAUAUGUGAUCGGUUUCGAUUCCGUUGAUGAUGAAUCGAAGCCAGAGAAUCCAUUAUUUGAUAACGAUGUGCCACGACCCGAAGAAUGGACCUAUGAAGAGAAUCCGCCAUAUGCCUACUAUAUCUAUUAUAUGUAUGCCAAUAUGACAGUUCUCAAUAAGUUUAGACAGCAACGUGGUCUCAACACCUUUGUCCUGCGUCCACAUUGCGGUGAGGCAGGUCCUGUACAGCAUUUGGUAUGCGGUUAUCUAAUGGCUGAGAAUAUAUCUCAUGGUCUGUUGCUCCGCAAGGUGCCAGUAUUGCAGUAUUUGUAUUAUUUAACACAAAUUGGCAUUGCCAUGUCACCGCUAUCAAACAAUUCGCUAUUCCUCAAUUAUCAUCGUAAUCCAUUGCCAGAGUAUUUGGCACGUGGUCUGAUUAUCUCCCUCUCCACGGAUGAUCCGCUGCAAUUUCACUUUACCAAGGAACCUCUUAUGGAGGAAUACAGCAUUGCGGCUCAGGUAUGGAAAUUGAGCUCCUGUGACAUGUGCGAACUGGCCAGGAAUAGUGUUAUUAUGAGCGGAUUUACACAUGCUGUCAAACAACAAUGGCUGGGUCCACAGUACUAUGAAGAUGGCAUCAAUGGCAACGAUAUAACCCGUACAAAUGUUCCGGAAAUUCGUGUUGCCUAUCGCUAUCAGACUUUGUUGGAUGAGCUCUCAAAUAUAUUUAAAGUUAAUCAGACAUGCGGCACAAGUCAUCCGGAGCAGAAAUAAAUGAAUGCCCAUGAUCCUUUUAGCGCCAUUUUACGCCCCUCCCCCAAACCCCUUACCCUUUCCUUUUCCCAUGAAACUUAUUACUAAAUAUUGAAUAUAUAUAUAUAUAAACAAUUAUAUUAAUAUAUAUAUAUAUAUAUAUAUAUACAUACAACAAAUAUUUGCUAAUUAUAUAUUUGCUAUACUAAUCACAAAACAAAACAAAAAAAUGUAAUCCAAAAUCUUCUAAAAAGAAAGCGAAAAAAACAAACAAACAUUAUAUACUUCUUUAUGUAAACUGAACGAAAAAGAAAAUUAUAAAACAAAAACAAACUAAAAACAAGGAUAUGCAGGGAUCUUGGACAUGAGCACAACAACAACAACAACAACCAUUGACCAUAACUUAUACAAUUUGCUUAUAUGUAUGUACAUAUAAAUAUAUAAAGUAAUUAAAUUGAAUGCAAGGCAAAGAAAAUGAAUAUGUAAUAGCACGAAAUUCUUAUUGAGCGAAUUUGCAAAAGUGAAUUGAAUAUUGUAACAAAGGCAAAAUAAAAGUCAAGAAGAAAGCGGGUA
Messenger RNA from Drosophila willistoni, 3281 nucleotides. Its product is annotated as AMP deaminase 2. Gene Ontology annotation, biological process: IMP salvage; AMP metabolic process. Gene Ontology annotation, cellular component: cytosol. The record is from RefSeq and is a predicted model, not a curated record. Gene Ontology annotation, molecular function: AMP deaminase activity. The coding region runs from base 198 to 2729 and encodes 843 amino acids. NCBI's taxonomy places the organism in Eukaryota, Metazoa, Arthropoda, Insecta, Diptera, Drosophilidae. The transcript is spliced from 11 exons.